This is a messenger RNA of Symbiodinium necroappetens, 591 nucleotides long. The record is from the annotation of a GenBank genome assembly. Lineage: Eukaryota; Dinophyceae; Suessiales; Symbiodiniaceae.
GCGACCGGACCUUGUCCUUCGAACUUUGCAGAAAAGCAGCAGUCGACUGAGCCGCUUGCACCUGGUGACUUGCAAGAAGUUGAAGACUUGCUUGGUGACGACUUUGACGACGAAGUCCAAGGCCAGACAAUGUCGAGCAGUGAAGUUGAGGAGGACUUGGAAGUUACAGUCGCGGUGAAUCAAGAUGAGAAGAAACUUUUGCUGAUGAAGACACUUGAGAAUCCGCACAUUUGGUACCACACAGAAUUUCCGCACGAGGAAGAGGCUGCAGGAAUGACGAAGGAGAUGAAGUCGAUGCGUGACUUUGGUGUCUUUGAUGAGGUGGACAUUGACAAAGUCCGUGUGAAGCUUUGGAAUCAGCUAUCUCCACGAAGCUACACGCAGCAGGUGGAGGACAAGGACGAGACUUUCGCCUCUACCCCCUCCUUCACCACACUCCCGUUGCUCCUGACUUUGGCCAUAGCCAUGGGAUGGCACAUAUCGAUGGGCGACAUGUCCACGGCUUUUCUUCAUGCCCUUGUAAACGAAGACUUUUACCUCCGGAUUUUUAUCCGGAAGGACGCACUUUGCGACCUUGUGGAAGCUUCGUAA